GGAACAUGCAAAGAAUUGCCGGCGGCGCCGGGCUAUGACGUCGUAGCGGCGGGGGCUGGUCUCCACUUAUGGAACAUGCUGCGGAGGGCGCUGCGGUGCGUCUCGAGCCGGGGCUUCUUGAGCCGGGGCUUAGGUACUCGCCGAGGAGACACUACUUGGGACUGGGAUGGAAGGAUAUCAGAGAUUAAGAAGAAGAUCCGGUCCACCCUUCCUGGAGGGGCCUUGGAACACCUGUAUGACACCAACCACCUGCCCCCUGAACACUCGGAUGUGGUGAUUGUGGGGGGUGGAGUGAUGGGCCUGUCUGUGGCCUAUUGGCUGAAAAAGCUGGAGAAACAGCGUGGUGCCAUUCAGAUACUCAUCGUGGAGCGGGACCCCACGUACUCCCAGGCCUCCACUGGACUCUCUGCGGGUGGAAUUCGCCAGCAGUUCUCCUUGCCCGAAAAUAUUCAGCUCUCGCUCUUCUCCAGCGACUUUCUUCGGAACAUCAAUGAGCAUCUGGCUGUGGUGGAUGCCCCCCCACUGGACCUCCAAUUCCACCCUUUAGGUUACCUCCUACUGGCCUCAGAGAGAGAAGCUGCACUCAUGGAGAGGAAUGUGAAAGUUCAGAGGCAGGAAGGAGCCAAGAUCUGUCUGAUGUCUCCUGAGCAGCUCGGGGCCAAGUUCCCCUGGAUUAACACACAGGGGGUGGCCUUGGCAUCCUAUGGCAUGGAGGGUGAAGGCUGGUUCGACCCCUGGAGUCUGCUUCAGGGCCUACGGCGAAAGUUGCAGUCGAUGGGCGUCCGCUUCUACCAGGGAGAGGUGACGCGUUUCGUGUCUUCCAGUAACCACAUGCAGACCAUAGACGGGGAUGAGCUGAAUUUGGAGCGGAUCUAUGAAGUACAUGUGAAGAUGAACCAUAGUCUGGAGUACCAGCCUGUAGAGUGUGCCAUCGUUGUCAACUCAGCCGGAGCCUGGUCAGGGCAUGUGGCAGAGCUGGCCGGCAUCGGGCAAGGGCCACCUGGGACCCUGCAGGGCACCAGGCUGCCUGUGGAGCCAAGGAAAAGGUUCGUGUACUUCUGGCACUGCCCCCAAGGCCCUGGCCUGGAAGCCCCCUUUGUCGCUGACACUAGUGGUGCCUAUUUCCGACGGGAGGGACUUGGCCACAACUACCUGGGUGGCCGGAGCCCCACAGAGGAGGAGGAGCCCGACCCGGGGAACCUGGACGUGGACCAUGAUUUCUUCCAAGACAAGGUGUGGCCUCCACUGGCCCAGAGGGUGCCGGCAUUUGAGACUCUGAAGGUGCAGAGGGCCUGGGCUGGCUACUAUGACUACAACACCUUCGACCAGAACGGCGUGGUGGGCCCCCACCCGCUUGUCACCAACAUGUACUUUGCCACCGGCUUCAGUGGCCACGGGCUCCAGCAGGCACCAGCCGUGGGGCGCGCUGUGGCUGAGAUGGUGCUAGAGGGUAACUUCCAGACCAUUGACCUCAGCGCCUUCCUCUUCAGCCGCUUCUACUUGGGAGAGAAGGUGUUAGAGCACAAUAUAAUCUGAGCUGGUGAGACUGGCAGCAGCUCCCUGUACACAUUUUUCCUCCUCCCUUCUUUAUCCUCCUCUCCUUUGCCCUCCUCCUCCUUCUCUUCUUCCUUUCCUCCAUCCUCCUCGUCCAUCUUCUUCCUUCCUCCUCUCUAUCCUCUCCUCAUCUGUUCUUCUCUCCCUUUUCCACCCUCUUCUUCUCCU
Suncus etruscus (white-toothed pygmy shrew) is the source of this 1722-nucleotide messenger RNA. It is a transcript of the gene FOXRED1, whose product is annotated as FAD dependent oxidoreductase domain containing 1. Gene Ontology annotation, molecular function: oxidoreductase activity. Gene Ontology annotation, cellular component: cytoplasm. Bases 76 to 1536 code for a protein of 486 amino acids. The transcript is spliced from 11 exons. The record is from RefSeq and is a predicted model, not a curated record. NCBI's taxonomy places the organism in Eukaryota, Metazoa, Chordata, Mammalia, Eulipotyphla, Soricidae.